CCCCGCGCCGUGGCGGAUUGAUCGCGGCUUGAAGUGGGGUGGCCGGCAGGUACGGCGGACCGGCGCCCCGCGAGCCGGCCAGUGACGCCGCGGGCGGUCAGGGCGUGGCAGCCGGGUCCGUGACGAGCGCCGUCCGACAGCGCCCGGGUCGCGCCCCUGUCGAGCGCGUCUGUCGGUGCCGCCGGGCUGCGGUUCCCCGCCGGUCGGUGGCUGUCCGGGCUGGUCUGAGUGGCGGCGACCACUCCUCCGCAGCCAUGGCUCCGCGCUUCACCCUGCUGCUGCUGCUGCUGAGCGUGUGCCGGCCGGCGGUGGGUCUGCUCUACCCGCGCGCCUCCGAGUCUCGUGACCUGGUCUCGCUGGACGGCAUGUGGAAGUUCCGCGUCUCGCCGCCAAGCGACCCAGAUGUCGGCUUUCGCGACCGCUGGUACAGCCGUCGCCUGGAGGCGUCCGGCGACGUCAUCGACAUGCCGGUGCCCUGCAGCUUCAACGACAUCACCACGGAGCGCGCGGUGCGUGACUACGUGGGCUGGGCGUGGUACGACCGCGGCUUGUACGUGCCCAGCGCCUGGAAGGACCGCCGCGUGGUGCUCCGCUUCGGCAGCGUUAAUUACAUCGCCGUAGUCUGGGUGAACGGGGAGGUGGCCGGCUCGCACGAGGGCGGACACCUGCCGUUCGAGCUCGAGGUGGGCACGCUGCUCGACCUGUCCGGCGGCUUCAACUGGGUCACCGUCGCGGUGAACAACACGCUGGACCUGGAGACCAUACCGCAAGGCCAUAUCACGUUCAAGACGGACGAGGAGCGCUACCCACCCGGCUACUUCGAGCAGACGUACAACUUCGAGUACUUCCACUACGCCGGCAUCCACCGCUCGGUGCAGCUGUACACGACGCCGCGCACCGUGUUCAUCAACGACAUCUUCAUCACGACUAACUUUAGCGCCGGUACUGGGCCUCAGCCGACCGCCUUCGUCAGCUACGAGGUGGACGUGGUGCGCACCGACGACAAGCUGUACGAGCCGGGCCUGGUCCGCGUGCUGGACGGACUCGGCGGCGUGGUCGCCACGACCGUGCUCGUGCUGUUGCCGGAGCACGGGCGCGUGCGCGGCAUGGUGACGAUCCCGAACGCCACGCUCUGGUGGCCGGUGGGCAUGGGGGAGCCGGCCGGCCACCUCUACUCGCUGGAGGUGGUACAGAUGACGCGCCAGCGCGGCAUCCGCGGCGCCGACGAGCUCGAUGUAUACAGGGAGCCGUUCGGCGUGCGCACCGUCGCCUGGGAUGCCGACCGGCUCUACGUCAACGAGCAGCCCUUCUAUUUCCGCGGCUUCGGCAAGCACGAGGACGCAAACAUCGUGGGCCGCGGCCUGAGCCUGCCGCUGAUCGCGCGCGACAUCAACCUACUCCUCUGGAGCGGCGCCAACUCGUUCCGCACCUCGCACUACCCGUACGCCGAGGAGCUGCUCGACCGCACCGACGCCGCCGGCAUCGUCGUCAUCGACGAGAGCCCGGCCAUCGGCCUGGAGGGCUUCGGCCCGAAGCUGCUGGCCAAACACCAGCGCGUGAUGACCGAGCUGGUGGGCCGCGACAAGAACCGGCCGUCCGUGGUCGUCUGGUCGCUUGGCAACGAGCCCCAGUCGGACCAGAAAGCGGCCGGCCCGUACUUCCAGACGGUGUACAACCACACGCGCGCCCUGGACCCGACACGCGCCAUCACCACCGUGGUGUCUGUGGCUCACGACGCCGACCUCGCCUCGGCCUCCAUGGACGUGAUAUGCAUCAACCGCUACUUCGCCUGGUACCAGGACAGCGGCCGCACCGAGCUGAUCGAGCGGCAGAUCGUGGCCGAGGCGCUCGCGUGGCGGCGCACCUUCGGCAAGCCGCUCAUCGUCAGCGAGUACGGCGCCGGCAGCGUCGCCGGCCUGCGCGACCUGCCGGCCUUCAUCUGGACCGAGGACUACCAGGCCGAGUUCCUGCGCCAGUACUUCCGCGGCUUCGACCGGUUGCGUGCCUCGCCUUGGUUCGCCGGCGAGAUGGUCUGGAACUUCGCCGACUUCGCCGUGCCACAGGAGUACAUCAGGCCGCAGUUCUGCAGCAAGGGCGUGUUCACGCGCGACCGAAAGCCCAAGCUGGCCGCCUACGUGCUGCGCGAGCGGUACAUGGCCAUGGUGCCCUGAUCGCCAAAGGGAGCUGUCAAUAAUGCCCUGGUCGUCAUAGGCAACUACCGAUGGUGCCCUAAGUGCCAUAGGGAACUGUUGGUGGUACCCUGAUCACCAGAGGCAAUUGUCGAUGGUACCCUGAUCACCAGAGACAACUGUCGAUGGUGCCGUGAUCACCAGAGGCAACUGUCGAUGGUGCCGUGAUCGCGAGUCUUCAUACCGGGUUUGUUCGCACGGAACCGAAGGGCAUCUGUUGCCAUGCCAGGGUCAUUGUAAUCUGUGUUAUGGGUGCUGGAGUGUCUUGUGACGCUCGUGUGUCUUUUGGGAUGUGUGCGCCUUGAAUAAAACAGAGGGGGGAUGAAAAACGCCAACUCCGUCUCGUAAAAUC
Molecule: messenger RNA, 2541 nt
Organism: Pollicipes pollicipes
Lineage: Eukaryota; Metazoa; Arthropoda; Thecostraca; Pollicipedomorpha; Pollicipedidae
Product: beta-glucuronidase
Exons: 1
Coding region: 255-2171 (638 amino acids)
Biological process (GO): carbohydrate metabolic process
Molecular function (GO): beta-glucuronidase activity; carbohydrate binding
Source: RefSeq, a predicted model, not a curated record